UCAGUUCAAUCCCAGAUAACAAACGCCUGAAACACAAUCGCUUCUCCUCAGAUUCCUCCGCGACCAAAACACCUAAAUUUCCGACGGAAAUCCUCGGAAUUGAUUUGGUCUCUUCAGACAUCGGAUUCGAAUUCGAUCGAAAUAAUGAGUUGGUGGUGGGCUGGUGCGAUCGGAGCCGCCAAGAAGAAGUUCGUGGAAGAUGAACAUCCGCGAAGCUACGAGAGCGUCGGGCUCAUCAUCGGCGUCACCGGGAUGGUCGGAAACAGCCUCGCCGAGAUUCUCCCUCUCUCCGACACGCCCGGUGGUCCAUGGAAGGUUUACGGCGUCGCUCGCCGUCCCCGACCUAGCUGGAACACCGAUCACCCCGUCGAAUACAUUCAGUGCGAUGUCUCCGACGCCAUUGACGCUCAAUCCAAGCUCUCUCCCCUCACCGAUGUGACGCACAUCUUCUUCGUCACCUGGACGAAUCGCAGAUCGGAGUCCGAAAGCUGCGACUCCAACGCCGCGAUGUUGAGGAACGUUCUCCGCGCGAUUGUGCCUCACGCGCCGAAUCUCCAGCAUGUUUGUCUCCAGACGGGGACGAAGCAUUACAUCGCCCCCCUCGACAACCUCGGAGGUCCUCAUCAUGAUCCGCCGUUCACGGAGGAUCUACCGAGGUUGCCGGUUCAGAACUUCUAUUACGCUCUUGAGGACGUGUUGUUCGAGGAGGUUGAGAAGAAGGAAGGAUUGACUUGGUCCGUUCACCGACCGAACACCAUCUUCGGUUUCUCUCCUUACAGUCUCAUGAAUCUUGUGGGCAGUCUCUGUGUUUAUGCAGCAAUCUGCAAGCACGAGGGAUCGCCAUUGUUGUUCCCUGGAAGCAAGGUUGCUUGGGAAGGGCUCACGGUUUCUUCAGACGCUGACCUGAUCGCCGAGCAGCAGAUUUGGACAGCGGUUGAUCGGUACGCCAAGAACGAGGCCUUCAACUGCAACAACGGAGAUGUUUUCAAGUGGAAACAUCUUUGGAAGGAUCUGGCGGAGCAAUUCGGGAUCGAAGAGUAUGGAUUCAAAGAAGGGAAGAAUGUUGGUUUGGUGAAGAUGAUGAAAGGGAAAGAGGCUUUGUGGCAGGAGAUAGUGAAGGAGAAUCAACUGCAGAAGACAAGGCUCGAGGAAGUGGGGACUUGGUGGUUCGUGGAUAUGAUGCUUGGAGUGCAAGGAAUGAUAGACAGUAUGAACAAGAGCAAGGAACACGGCUUCCUGGGUUUCAGGAACUCCAAGAACUCAUUCAUUUCUUGGGUUGACAAGUACAAGGCCUACAAGAUCGUGCCUUGAUGACAUAUCCUGUUCCUGUUCCUGUUGUUUGUUUUGUUUUUGUUCAUGUCUGUUCAUUACAAGAACUGGAAUAAAAGGGCAAAUGUUCAAUCGUCCUGCCAUUGUUUGUUUUCACAUGUAUGUAUCAGAUAAGAUCAAGAUGCAAUUGCAUUGUUUGUUCAUUGGUGUCGACAUUUUCCUUGUUCA
Messenger RNA from Tarenaya hassleriana, 1497 nucleotides. Its product is annotated as 3-oxo-Delta(4,5)-steroid 5-beta-reductase-like. The coding region runs from base 145 to 1311 and encodes 388 amino acids. Lineage: Eukaryota; Viridiplantae; Streptophyta; Magnoliopsida; Brassicales; Cleomaceae. The record is from RefSeq and is a predicted model, not a curated record. The transcript is spliced from 3 exons.